AUGUGCGCGAAAUGGAUGGAACCUGGUGGGCAGCUUAUUUAUAGCUCAAUAGAUGUUAUGAAUAAAUUUGCUGCAUAUGUUAAAGAAGAAAUUACAGUUAUUGCUGAAAAGGAAAGAUCAGUUGGUGUUUUGAAUGAACAAUUAACAGAUAAUUUCUUCGAGAUUUCCAAACCUCAAUUUGAAAAAGCCAAAGAAGUACUAAAUCUAUUCAUUGCAUCUUUAUCUCAAGUUGAAUAUGCAAGGAAAGUGAUGUAUUCGAGGGAUCAUCAACUUGCUUCAAUGGCUUUUACGUCUUCAUUAGAGCUAGCUAAAACUUGUAUGGAAUUACUCAAAAAGCGCGAACAAGCAAUACGUCAAUACAAUCAAACAAAAGCUCAAGCAUCCAAAACAGCAGCACAAAUAACUUCUGCAACAACAAAUUGCCAAACAGCAAAUACACAAGCUAUUCAAGCAGCAGCUAUAUAUGCAAAUCAGCUUCAUCGUGAUUUAAUCACAAUUCUUUCUUCUUAUGCUCACGCCCAGAUGGAACUUUAUGCAAGAAGCCUUGAGGCAUGGGCCAAAUUUAUCGAUAAAGUUGAUGAAAUACAGCUUGAUGAUGAUACAAAUACAAUUAUUAAUAGACUCAAAGAAUCAUCUGAUAUUUACACCCAAGCUGGUCAGUAA
Molecule: messenger RNA, 663 nt
Organism: Trichomonas vaginalis G3
Lineage: Eukaryota; Parabasalia; Trichomonadida; Trichomonadidae
Product: BAR/IMD domain-like family
Exons: 1
Coding region: 1-663 (220 amino acids)
Source: RefSeq, a predicted model, not a curated record